AUGUUAAUCGCUUUUUUUGAUGCGCCAGGAGGCCAGAAUGGCAGGUGCGCGGUGAACAAGGGGAAGCUCGUGAGGCAUGGGCUCAGAGAGACAGACGGAAUCGCGCUGCCCACUGCCGUGUCGGCCACUCUUCCCUGUGGUCUGCUUCUCGAAGGUUCCGUUCGCAGAGCGCUUCAUUUCCACAAGGGUAAUAUCAAAAUAUACGUUCCUAAAACGUCACUGAGUUCACCACCUUGGCCAGAAGUUGUUGUGCCGGACCCCGUCGAGGAGGCCAGACACCACGCAGAGGUCGUGGAGAAGGUGAACGAGCUGAUCGCCCGGGGCCGCUACGGCAGGCUCUUUGCCGUGGUGCACUUUGCCAGCCACCAGUGGAAGGUGACCUCUGAAGACCUGAUUUUAAUUGAAAACAAGUUAGACGUUGCGUGUGGAGAGAGGAUCCGGUUGGAGAAGGUCCUGCUGGUUGGGGCCGACGACUUCACGCUGCUCGGCAGACCCCUCCUCAGAAAGGAUCUUGUUCAAGUAGAAGCCACAGUCAUUGAAAAGACAGAAUCGUGGCCAAAAAUCAAUAUGAGAUUCAAGAAAAGGAAAAACUACAAAAGGAAAAGAAUUAUCGUGAGUCCUCAGACCGUCCUCCGGAUAAACACCAUCAAGAUUGCUCCAUGUCUGUGCUGAUCGUCAACCUAAUGUUUCUAGAAAUAUAAAAAUAAAUCCAUUUUCCGAGGAGA
This is a messenger RNA of Balaenoptera musculus (blue whale), 725 nucleotides long. It is a transcript of the gene MRPL21, whose product is annotated as mitochondrial ribosomal protein L21. Gene Ontology annotation, biological process: translation. The coding region runs from base 1 to 672 and encodes 223 amino acids. The record is from RefSeq and is a predicted model, not a curated record. Gene Ontology annotation, cellular component: mitochondrial large ribosomal subunit; ribosome. Lineage: Eukaryota; Metazoa; Chordata; Mammalia; Artiodactyla; Balaenopteridae. Gene Ontology annotation, molecular function: RNA binding; structural constituent of ribosome. The transcript has 8 exons.